Molecule: messenger RNA, 285 nt
Organism: Balearica regulorum gibbericeps (East African grey crowned-crane)
Lineage: Eukaryota; Metazoa; Chordata; Aves; Gruiformes; Gruidae
Product: C-C motif chemokine 3-like
Biological process (GO): immune response
Cellular component (GO): extracellular region
Molecular function (GO): chemokine activity
Source: RefSeq, a predicted model, not a curated record
AUGCUCACUGCAAGGGCCGUCCUGGUGCUCGCGAUGCUCCUCAUCCUCUCCCCACGCUAUGAUACAGCCCCUUACACCCCGGUCGAGUGCUGCUUCAGUUACGUAAAGUCCCGUCUCCGGAUGGCUAACCUGAAGGAUUUCCACACAAGUCCCAAGGAGUGUUCUUCUCCAGCAGUUGUGUUUGAGACCAGGAAUGGGACCAAGGUCUGUGCAAAGCCAGAGGUGACUUGGGUGGAGAAAGCAGUUGAGAUGCUUCAAAAAAGGAAAGGACUUAAUGCCCCAUGA